Molecule: messenger RNA, 2993 nt
Organism: Notodromas monacha
Lineage: Eukaryota; Metazoa; Arthropoda; Ostracoda; Podocopida; Cyprididae
Source: the annotation of a GenBank genome assembly
AGAGAGAAAUUAAUCUUGGCAAGGGCAGAAAUUAAUGCUUGUUCCGAAAAGCGUGUUUCCGCAUCAACGUUGCGUACCGGAAGCAAGAAAUGGACGCUUCGCCAGCAACGGACGUGGUUCAUCAAGCUAUAUUGACGCUGCAUCUUGAUCCCGUGUGCCAAAAUAAAGAGGCUGCCAAUAAAUGGCUGACGGAGCUGCAGCAGUCGGUAGUUUAUGCUUGGAAGGUUGCUGAUGAUUUAUUACACGAGAAACGGGAUCUUCUCUCUUGCUAUUUUGCUGCCCAAACUAUUCGAAAUAAGAUUCAGGCGUCAUUUGCGGAGCUACCUGUGGAGUCACAUGAAUCCCUGAGGAUCUCUUUGUUGCAGCAUAUCAAGCAUAUUACUCCUGAAACCGAUCACACAAUCACGCUGCAGCUUUCAGUUGCCAUGGCUGAUUUUGCCCUUCAAAUGACGAGUUGGGAAAAUCCUUUAUUGGAUCUAAUAUCGAUUCUUGCUGGAGAUCCACCGAAUCCUGAUGGGCAGCAUAUUUACGCCCUACUGGAUGUCCUCAAAGUUUUACCUGAGGAAAUAACAUCAAGACAUUUGAGAUUAGCCAGCGAAAGACGGGAAAUCUUGCGGACCAAUUUUGGCAAAAUGUUCGACGCUGUCGUACCCUUUGUUUCGCUUGAUAGACGACUAUUGGAUGAUAAGAAAUACACUGACAGCGGUGGUCAUCAUUCAUCAUCUGCCUCGACGCAGAAAGCGAUGCAAUGCCUGACUUCAUGGUUUGAAUUCGCCGUUUUGCCCACGCAGUCCAUGAACUUUGAGCCUAUUUUGCAGUAUGCUGUUACUUGUUUGACUGAUCGUUGGACCCCGAAUAUGGCUCACGAAAGAGCCGUUGAAUGUUUGUGUGCAGCAGUUGGAGUUUUCUAUGGAAUCCGAGACCAUUCCGACGAGCAUUAUGUAUUAGCUCGAUGGGUUCAAGAAGCCGCCUACACGAUGAUUGAGCCAUUCAACGUCUGCGUAGCCGAAGAAGACAUCGAUAAAAUUUUGGGAUUUGCGCGUCUAUUCUCUGAUCUGGCGGAUGCCCUGACUUCAGCCAUAAUUUAUUCGCCUGGCGUAGAUUUGGGAUCCUUACAAACGCUGGAAAUACUUCUUUUGUGUGCUGGACAUUUCGACCCUGAGGUCUGCAAUGUUACCUUCAAUUUCUGGUACAAUUUCGCUGAAGUUGUGCAUCGUCAUGAAGAUACGCACCUCACAGGACUUGUGAAACCUUACGUUAAAAGGUUGCUGAUGGCACUUCGUCGUCUCGUCGAAAUGGAACCGGACCACGAGGGAAUCCUCGAUGAAGAUACCGACUCGUACGACUUUCGACUUCGAGUCUCGGAGUUGGUGCGAGACCUAUCAUGUAUCGUUUCUCCUACGGAGUGUUCUGUGGAAAUGUUGGGACACAUGUGGCCGUGGUUAGAAACCAUUCGGAAAAGAGAAAUAGAUGGUUCUAACCCUGAUGGACGAUCUGGUUGGGAAUUGAUCGAGGCAUGUUACUUCAUGAUGGGAACCGUUGGUCGUUUGAUUCCGGCGACGGCGGAGGUUGUGGAUCCAAUGGUGGAUUCUGUGCUCAGUUUGCCAUCCAACUUCCAUGUUGCUAUUCGGGUUUCUGCGAUUUCUCUGCUUGGGGAAAUAUCUCAUUGUUUUGAACAGAGGGCCCAUCGGGCGAACGAAAUAUUUUCUUUUCUACUACUGUACUUGAAUGAUCCGAUCUGUGCUCAAGCUGCGGCGUCGUCCCUGGAAAAAGUCUCCAUGGUGUUUCGAGACCUGAUGGGCAUUGAUCAUCUGGAAGUUUUAUUCACUGCGUUGCGCAGUAUUGACGAGAAUAACACAGUUCCGCGGCAUAAUGUCGUGGGAGUUUUGGUGAGCAUAGUAUGCGUAGCCAGUCGUUUAUCACCGACGGAAUCCAAAGACAUCCUCCGAGAAGUGGUCCGAUAUCAUGUUGGACAUCUCUCCCAGCAUUGUACCGAUGGUGCACCUCGUAUUGCGGAUCCCACAAUGUGGCUGGACCGGAUUGCUGUGAUUGGAAGGCACAUGACGUCGUCCGUUGAACCAGGAAUGAUUCAUCCGUGUCGUGAUGUCGUUAUUGAAAUGUGGCCUGUAUUAGACGCUGUUCUGACGAAAUACGCCGACGAUUCUCGGAUCAUGGAAAGAACCUGUCGUGCUCUACGGUUUCUAAUCCGUGCCGUUUCUAAGCAAUGCAGUGAAUUGCUGACGCCUCUCGUGCCGAAGCUUGUUGAGGUGUACAAUGGCAAGCGACAUAGUUGUCUUUUGUAUUUGGGCUCCAUUCUUGUGGAUGAGUUUGGUCGAGAAUCUGAGUUCCAGGGUGGUCUCUUACUCAUGUUGGAGGCUUUGUUGCCGUCAGCUUUGGAGCUCCUGAAAGAUGCCGACUCACGCAAAAUGCACCCUGAUACGUUGGAUGACCUUUACCGAUUAUGCGGGCGAUUCGUUCAAAGGUUGCCUGGGCCUUUUCUUGUGUCAUCGUGCUUACCUAGUGUUCUCGAAGUGGCCCUGGUCGGGGUACUUCUCGAUCAUAAGGACGUGAUUAUUGCCAUUCAAAAGUUCUGGGUGGACUUCAUUCGAAUCGCAGGUCUACCAGAGGAUGAAGAUUCUCCGGUGCGCCACGUUCAGCUUGCGAAAGACAUUUUAUUCGAAAAAGGCUGUGGAGCGCAGUUGGUGUUGAACCUCAUCUUGGACGUCGUGGGCUGGAAUGGCUUUGGCUAUUCGAACUACUUUCUUGCAGAGUUUGCGGACGUGAUUUACAGUCUUAUGUCACUUGAUCGAGUAAAAAUGUGUCAUUGGCUGGAAGCUGCUCUAAAAGACGUUGCAGUGAAGAUGCAGGCUACGAACGGAAGCAUCCAGAUUACGCAAACGCAGCUUGUUAGCGUUCACAAAGCCAUUACCAGCGCCGAAGGAAUCAAGACCGUGGUACAAGGGCUGAAGAACUUGAAUCGAUUGUUUGCUUGA